AUGACACCACCUCAAGCUCUCGUGUUGGUUGAUCCUCUCAACGAGUUCUUACAUCCUGAUGGCAAACUUUAUCCGCUACUGAAGGAGAGUCUCGACACGACCGACACCCUGGCUAACAUUCGCCAGCUUGUAGAAGGUGCUCGUGCAGCGAACAUCCCCAUCUACUACGGCCUUCAUCAGAGUACCCAAGAUGGCACUUACACUGGCUGGCUACAUAUGCGUGCCAAUCACAUUCGCAACAGAGACAAAAAGACAUUCGCUGGUUGGGGAGCUGAGAUCAUCGAGGGGUUGGAGCCAAACUUUGGCAAUGGAGACGUCGUCGUCAGCAGACAUUGGAAUGCCAGUUCUUUCCGCAACACGGAUCUCGAUUACCAGCUCCGCCAGAGAGAAAUACAUCAUCUGGUCAUGGCAGGGAUGGUCGCCAAUACCUGCCUCGAGGCCACGGCCAGGGAAGCCAUUGAAUUAGGAUAUACAGUCACCAUGCUCUCGGAUUGCACCGCGGGCUUCAGCAACAAGUUAAAGGAUGCUGGGGAGGUUGUGUGGCCGACACUGUUCGAGGAAGUCACGACCCUCAAACAGUGGUUGGCAAAGAUCAACGACCAAAAAGGAGCAAACUUGUGA
Molecule: messenger RNA, 621 nt
Organism: Fonsecaea multimorphosa CBS 102226
Lineage: Eukaryota; Fungi; Ascomycota; Eurotiomycetes; Chaetothyriales; Herpotrichiellaceae
Exons: 1
Coding region: 1-621 (206 amino acids)
Source: RefSeq, a predicted model, not a curated record